UCACCUCCUAUCACGUUCAAGUUUUCCUCUGUUGUAGCAACCCAACCUUAAUUAUUAAUUGUUUCAAAGAAGAACGAAAAUCGGUAUAACAGAAAUUCUGAAUUCGUCGUCAAGGAGGCCUUCCUUUCGUUUGUUGACAAUCGAGAAAAAAUUAGCGACAAAAAAUCCCUCGGGGUGAUCUGCCAUGUGCACGAUUCGGUUGACAUCAAUUUUUUUCGUCGAUUGGGAGACCACAAGCAAAGAUUUCGUGAAAGGAAUAAAGUUCACUUCCACGCAACGCGAUAUAAAAGUUCACUUGUUUUACAACAAGAAAACACCGAAAAAUGAGCUUCCCGGAGAUUCAGAGUGGAUUGUGAAACAUCCUACGCUUACAUCUUCCGCCGAGGCGUCUUGGACGGCGCUUUUAACGUACGUGCUGCAUUUUUACACGCACACGGCGUGCAACUGUACAAACAACCACUGUAGACUUUGGCCCAAGCGUCAUGUUCAUACAAAGUACAGGGCUCAUAUUGUAUGCGGAGACGAAGCCAGGUACGAAGAAUUGCAAGCCAUUUUGAAAUUCAAUAAAAUUCCUGUAAAAAUAAUCGACGUUGGCGAGCGUACCCUUCUCGACUUGUUUCAAUAUUCUUGCAACCACUGCAAAAUUAUUUUCAAAACUAAGAAAGAAGCUGAUGCCCAUGACCAGAGCAAGCACAAUUUUCUGUGCACGAAUUUGAGAUGCGAAAAAAGCAAGCGAACGAACGGCUUCUUUGCAAGGAAGGAAUUGGAAGAUCAUCUUGCGCGCCAGCGGAGCUGCGAAUUCUGCCCAGAUAAGAUAUUCUGCUCGACUAAAAAACUUGAAGAACACAUGGGAAAAACUCAUAGAAAAUGCGACUGCAGCUGCGAGGAGUACUACGAAACGAGAGAUGAAUAUCUUGAGCAUUUUUACAGUAAUUUGCCUCUGCCGUGUCUAGAAGAGCCGAGUUGUUCCGAGCGCUUUCCGAACAUUGAGUUUCAAGCUUUCCACCACAAGUCAGUCCACGGGGCAACCUAUCCGUACUAUUGUAUGGCCUGCUAUAAAAAGAAGUACUUGGUCUGUCUCAAAACCGCUGAAGAAUUAUUGAAUCACGUGGAGGAAGAAAAACAUAGUGAUGAAGAAUUUUCUUUUGCGCAAAUUCCUCUCCAUAUUGCAUUGGGAGAAAACUGAUGUCUGGAAAUUCAAGGCAAUGGACAAUAAAAAAGAGAACGGAAUUUCCUUCGGAACGUUCUUUGUAAGAGACUAUUUCUAAUGUUUGACUCUGUAAAAAUCGCCGAAGAAUUUUGCUUCAACUAUGACUUUAGACAGGGCUACGUUCAACAUAAAGUAAGCAAGGAGAAACGUAUUUUUCCAACUGAGAGAAAUA
Messenger RNA from Pocillopora verrucosa, 1382 nucleotides. RefSeq lists its product as uncharacterized. Lineage: Eukaryota; Metazoa; Cnidaria; Anthozoa; Scleractinia; Pocilloporidae. The record is from RefSeq and is a predicted model, not a curated record.